Molecule: messenger RNA, 2259 nt
Organism: Anopheles cruzii
Lineage: Eukaryota; Metazoa; Arthropoda; Insecta; Diptera; Culicidae
Gene: deltaCOP
Product: coatomer subunit delta
Exons: 8
Coding region: 293-1891 (532 amino acids)
Biological process (GO): endoplasmic reticulum to Golgi vesicle-mediated transport; Golgi localization; retrograde vesicle-mediated transport, Golgi to endoplasmic reticulum
Cellular component (GO): cytosol; COPI vesicle coat
Source: RefSeq, a predicted model, not a curated record
UUUAAUAGAACUUCGUUCCAGUGUUUCCCGUUAAUUGCCCUCAUAUUUUGAUAUGCACCGUUUGUGAAACACCGCAGUUCGUUCGCACAGUGCCGGUUCGAAGAAAAGUUUUAUCCCAUCGCACAGCGUACCGUAAAUUAGCGUAUUAAAGUGUCGGACACCGACGGGAGGCAGAUCGCAAACGUCACUACUUCACACGUCAGCCGGAAUCGUUUCUCAUUGAUUGUCACAAAAGUUAGUCGCAAACUAAAACUGUGUAAAGUUGUUAGCGGAAUAGUUUGUGCGAUAGAAAAUGGUGCUCAUAGCGGCCGCAGUAUGUACAAAGGCUGGAAAAACGAUCGUUUCGCGGCAGUUUGUUGAAAUGACGAAAGCCCGCAUCGAGGGUUUGUUGGCCGCAUUUCCAAAGUUGAUGACGUCCGGCAAACAGCACACGUUCGUGGAGACGGACUCAGUGCGGUAUGUGUAUCAGCCGCUGGAAAAGCUCUACAUGCUGCUCAUCACGACGAAAGCGAGCAACAUUCUGGAGGACCUGGAAACGCUGCGAAUGUUCUCGAAAGUGAUUCCCGAGUACUGUCGGUCGCUGGAGGAAAAGGAAAUCAUCGAGAAUGCGUUCGAUUUGAUCUUUGCGUUCGACGAAAUCGUCGCGCUCGGCUACCGAGAGAGCGUGAACCUGAGCCAGAUCAAAUCGUUCGUAGAGAUGGAUUCGCACGAGGAGAAGGUCUAUCAAGCCGUUCGGCAAACGCAGGAGCGUGACGCGAAGCAAAAGAUGCGCGAGCGCGCCAAGGAGUUACAGCGUCAGCGAAUGGAGCAAAAGAAGGGAGGGAUUAGUGGGCGCGUUGGCCUUGGUCCCAUAGGUUCGGCGUCUUCGGCGGAAGGGUUCGGCGUCUCUACCACCAUCAUCGGGGGAAUGUCCAGCGAUAGCAUGUCGUCGUCGCUUAAUUCGUCGACAGUCAAUAUCGGUGAAAUCAAACCAACACCAGCAGUACCGGCACCGAAACAAAGUGGAGCCCCAAGAAAAGCCCUCAAGUUGGGUGGAAAGUCUCGCGAUGCCGAUACGUUUGUUGAUCAGCUCAAAAAUGAGGGCGAAACAGUUGCUUCCACACCACUACCUACCGCAACGGCAUCAGCUGGGGCGAAGGCGAAACCCGUUUCGGAUGUACCGAUGGAUGAUGUCCACUUACGUAUUGAGGACAAGAUUGUGGUUCGCAUUGGGCGCGACGGAGGUCUGCAAGCGUUUGAAUUGUCCGGGUUGCUUACCUUGCGAAUCUCGGACGACAAAUUCGGCCGCAUCAAGGUGCAGCUAGACAACGCGGAUCAACGUGGCAUUCAGAUGCAGACACACCCGAACGUGGACAAGGAGCUGUUUCGCAACCAGAAUCAGAUCGGGUUGAAAAAUCCGGCCAAACCGUUCCCGCUGAACACGGAUGUCGGAGUGCUGAAGUGGCGUUAUCAGACGCAGGAUGAAUCAGCGGUUCCAUUGACGAUUAAUUGCUGGCCAUCCGAAAACGCUGAAGGUGGCUGCGAUGUAAACAUUGAGUACGAACUAGAACAUCUGCGGCUGGAGUUGCACGAUGUUUGCAUAACGAUUCCACUGCCCAUGGGCAUUACACCUUCGAUAGCCGAGUGUGAUGGAGACUAUAACCACGAUUCGCGCAAGAACACAUUACAGUGGAACUUGCCGGUCAUCGAUGCGUCCACCAAACAGGGUUCAAUGGAAUUCACUGUUCCGAACUCAAUUCCCGGGGACUUUUUCCCACUCGAUGUAACGUUUUCUUCGAAAAUUCCGUACGCCGAGCUGGCUCCCGCCAAGGUGCUGCUUGUGGAAGAUGGUUCUGAAGCGAAAUUCUCGGCGGAAACGGUCUUCUACACGGACAAGUUCGAAAUAGUAUAAACCGCAAACCACCGUAGCGCAUGACCGCCUUUUGGUUGGCACCCCAAAGGGGCCGAUGGAUGUGGCGAAUGUGGUAAUCUUUUUUUUCGUGGUAUUUUAUCCCCUUCUUUUUCCUAGUAUAUAAAAGAGUUUUGCAUUAGCGGUAAGCAACCGUAAUGAACGAGCGAGAACGUACUGUUUUGACUGUGGAAGUUUUAAACCGUUACACAUAUUUUUCUCUUUUUUGAAAAGAGAAAUUAAGCGUCCUCAUCUUUCGUUGUGUAACACUCCCAGCAAGGUUGGACUUUGGCAAAAACAAUACUAUAAGAUAGCAAAAAAACAUAAUACGCUCGCGUUCAAUAUAUUAUACCAAGCAAAAACAUCAAAAA